Messenger RNA from Metarhizium album ARSEF 1941, 825 nucleotides. Its product is annotated as SH3 domain containing protein. Gene Ontology annotation, molecular function: protein binding. NCBI's taxonomy places the organism in Eukaryota, Fungi, Ascomycota, Sordariomycetes, Hypocreales, Clavicipitaceae. Gene Ontology annotation, biological process: protein transport to vacuole involved in ubiquitin-dependent protein catabolic process via the multivesicular body sorting pathway. The record is from RefSeq and is a predicted model, not a curated record. Gene Ontology annotation, cellular component: ESCRT-0 complex. The transcript is spliced from 2 exons. The coding region runs from base 1 to 825 and encodes 274 amino acids.
AUGGUAUCCGCCGACCGCCAGCUCAUCAUGGAGACCAACCGGUCUCUCCGCAAUAUCAAGACUGAACUCGAGAAUCUCCUUGAAAAAGGCGUCAUUGAUGAGGGGGUCUUCGACCGAAUCCACGCGGCUCUGCCGCCAGAAUCAUCCCUCUCCGGGCCUCUCCGCACAACCAGCGGCAACGCCUCGACGACUGCUGCUCGAGAGAGUCCCGCUCCCGCCGCGGGUAGCACUGCUUCUCCUGCGCCUCCCACGCAGCAGCUGCAAAACCUGGGCAUGAACAACAGCAAUCCCGAAACCACGACACCUUCGCCAGGACCGCCAUCAUAUGACCAGACUCCCGCGCCAAGCUUGCCCAGCCGCUCCGCCAAGCCCAUUCUUGCCCACGCACGGGCUUUGUAUCGUUAUGUCGCUUCCGAUAAUCGCGACGUGUCUUUUGAGAAGGACGACCAGAUUGUUGUGUAUCAGUACAUGAAUCAGGACUGGUGGAUGGGCCAAAACACCCGAACCAGCCAGGAGGGCAUCUUCCCCAGGAACUACGUCCUUGUCGAGCACGAGGAGAAAAAGUCUGCUUACGUUCCCUACCCUCAGCCCCAGUAUGGAUAUCCCCCUGCUGGACAGGGCCCACCACAGCAGCAGAACCCGUAUAGCUCCAGCGUGCCGCCUAUGGCUGUCGCCGAAGGCGGGCAGCCUGCCAAUGGACAACAGCAACAAGGAGACAGUAAGGUUGGAGAGUAUGGCAAGAAGUUUGGCAAGAAGCUCGGCAAUGCUGCCAUCUUUGGCGCGGGCGCUACUAUCGGUGGCAAUAUUGUCAAUAGCAUCUUUUAA